ACUUCAGUUUCAUAGAGUGUGGCGAUGUGAACGUUAUUUCUACAGAAAUACUGAUCGAAAUGACAUCAGAAAGGGAUGCUAAAGGUUUCAUCCGACAAGUUUUAACAAACCCCAGCACAUCCAGAACAUCUACAAGUACUUCUCCCAAGAAGAAGAUUGCGUUCGACUUCUCAAGGGAAGAGAACACUAAUGUCAAACACGGAAAAUAUGGUACCUUCAAGGAGAGACAAAACUUAGCGAUUGAUGAAAAGUUCGAGUACAAAAGGGAUGGAAAUGAACCCGGACUCGUGAUAAUUUUUAAUCAUGAAAAUUUUGAAUCUCCAGACCUCAAACCCAGAAGAGGUAGUAGGAGAGAUGUCAACGAGAUUAUAACAUGUAAACAGAGGCAAGGAAUCAAUAUAUCAGAAGAUAAUAUUUUAACUGACGCAACUACAAAAGAAAUAUCUGAUAAACUGAAACAAGUUGCAGAUAUGGAUCUCAAAGAAUACAACUUCCUAAUAGUCUAUUUCUUGACUCAUGGAGAUUAUUUCAACAAACUACACACCAAGGAUGGAACUGUUAAGGCUCAUGACAUCUGGGAACAUUUCAGAAAAUGUAGAUCACUGGAAAAUAAACCGAAGAUGUUCGUGUUCCAGGCAUGCAAGGGUGACAAGUUCACUACAACGGGAACAUCUUCUGAAGGUAUAGAAACUCCCAAUAUUGUGCCAUAUUCAGCAUUCAAAACCGAACACUUAGCACCUGAUAUGCUAGUGGUAUAUUCAACCCUUGAAGGUAGAUUUUCAUACAGAAAUCCACUCACUGGAUCAUGGUUCAUACAAGAGUUAUGUAAAAAUAUCAAUACUUAUGGAAAACGUGACGACGUCAUCAGCCUACUGACGAGAACUGCCAAAUGCGUGAGUGGAAACUAUUAUCAUGAAGGGCAUCUUCCCUAUGAGAAGCAGAUGCCGAUAUUUAUAUCUACACUUUCGAAAAAGUUUUACUUGAAUAGAAACAAAGACAGGGACCAUUUGCUCAAAACCGUUGAGAAUUAUCAGAAGACAGUUGAAGAGUUGGAAAUGAUUAAACACAACUUAAAAACUUUACUGAGAGAUAAAUGAGAUGAUCAUUUAUUUGCAGAUCACAAACAUCUGAGUUGAUUCACUGAAACUAUGAAAUAUUGAAUAAUCAAUGAUAAAUAGCAAGCAUGUGUCCAAAUUAACUACAAAUAAAUUUUAUUUUCUUAUU
Molecule: messenger RNA, 1224 nt
Organism: Phaedon cochleariae (mustard beetle)
Lineage: Eukaryota; Metazoa; Arthropoda; Insecta; Coleoptera; Chrysomelidae
Source: the annotation of a GenBank genome assembly